Toxorhynchites rutilus septentrionalis is the source of this 4599-nucleotide messenger RNA. It is a transcript of the gene cv-d, whose product is annotated as vitellogenin-3. The record is from RefSeq and is a predicted model, not a curated record. Bases 197 to 4438 code for a protein of 1413 amino acids. NCBI's taxonomy places the organism in Eukaryota, Metazoa, Arthropoda, Insecta, Diptera, Culicidae. Gene Ontology annotation, biological process: lipid transport. Gene Ontology annotation, molecular function: lipid carrier activity. The transcript has 10 exons.
GUUCUGCUCAGUUUUCGCUACGCUUUCGAAACGCUCGGUUCGAGUUUGGAGAUAAGACUUCUUGGUGCAUUUGAAGAUCAAGGAUACAGAAACAACAGGAAAAUAGUUGGAGAUGAAAGUGUGAUUUUAUGGUGCAUUAGGAGUAUACACCGAGUGAAGUGAUUUUAUCCUAGAAGACUAGGAUACAUCCGAAACGAUGGUAUCCAAAAUAUGGUGGAUAGUGGCAAUAGCGUUUAUUGUGGGACCAAAGAGUGGAGAUGCAUUCGAUAUAAUCCCACUAAACAGCGAGAUUGUGUAUCGGUUGGAAACGGAUGUGACACUAGUGCCGGACUUCCAGGCUCGGUCCAACUACAUAUGGACGCUCGCCGGACAACUGCGUGUGCAGCGGUACGAUCUGAACAAUCUGGCGAUGAAGCUCGAUCUCGAUGGCAUCCAAUUCCCGGAUCAGAGUAACGUAACCGCCCUCCUCGAACCAUUCCGGGUAGCUCUCGCAAACGACAGUUCUGUGCUGAGUGUGCUGUUCAAGGAGAAUGAACCGAUCUGGUCCGCAAACAUCAAGCGUGCGCUGGCAUCGUUACUGCAGGCCCAUGGAGACGGUCCGGGGGCGUACGUGGUCGACGAGCAGGGUAUUUUUGGCAGUUGUCCUACGGAGUACUUCGUCGUGAAUAAGUCCAAUGUGUUUGAGAUCUCCAAGACCUACGACAUGGGUCGUUGCAACAUCUAUCCGGGGGCGAUCUACUUGACCAGAAGUAACAUCCCGCUUAAUAUCUGUACGGCUACCAAGCAGAAGCAAGCAAUCACCUCGAGAAUCGCAAAUUACAAGCUGAAGAAGGUCGAACCGUAUCGGUAUAUGCUGCUGGAGAUGGAUGGCACCAUGAGGACUAACGUGCGGACGUUUGAGUCAUACUACCCACAGUUUUUGUAUACUCGCGUGCAGUUGAAAUACGUAUCUCACAGAACGAUUGAAAAUGCCGGACAAAUUUUUGACGUUAGCCAGGGUAUGGCACUGCUGUUCAGCCCGAUUCUAUUCGUGAGUCCCGACGCGGAAGCUACCGGUGGUAGGUGCCCAAAUUCCAAAGAAAAGAUCGUUAAGAAGACGGCAGAUUUGUUGAACACCUUGGCCGAUAAUCUCGAGUCUAUUGAUUCGAAGCUGAAGGAACCAUACGACGAGACAGUGUCCGAAAUCAUUCGACUGAUGGGAACGAUGGACCUGGAUACGCUUAAACUGUUGUUCGAUGAGAUCGAUCUCGGAACAUCCUACCGGCAGGAGACAGCUAGGAACAUUCUGCUGGAAAUUAUUCCACGGACGGGAACAUCUCCAACAAUCUUGCUAACGCGGGAUUUGAUUAUCAACCAACAGGUUAAUCCGGUAACGGCUGUGCAACUGUUGAUUUCCCUGCCGUUCUAUAUGGCCGAACCAUCGUACGAGUUGGUUAAGGAGUGUGAAGUUUUCCUCAGUUUCGGUGCUGAUCGACCAGAUAUUAAACACGCAGCGGUGCUCAGCUACGCGACAAUGAUUUACAAUACGUUCGUGGCGGGUAAAAUGACCGCCGAUGUGUUCGAGAAGUACGUGAAAAUUUAUUUCGAUAUGUUUUUGAACAGCUUUGAGUAUGAACAACAGAUGCUUUACUUGGAAGCGUUGGGCAAUUUACAGUUGGAAAACGUUGCCGAGUACCUGGAUCCGAUCAUCAAGGCGGACUAUCCCCAGAACACAGACAUCCGAUUUUUAGCGAUGUGGGCAACGAUGCCAACAGCCCAUCUUCGGCCGAAUCAGGUUUACGAGACAUACUGGCCAAUAUUCCAUUCAAAGACAAGCCCUCUCGAGCUUCGGGUGGCCGCUUUCACAAUGCUUCUGGUUUCCAAUCCCACUCCGGGUCGAUUGCUUGGCCUAUAUCUCGUCAUAGCUACGGAAAAUGACCCCCAUAUGAUCAAUUUCUAUCGCACGACAGUACUAAGCAUUUCUGAGACAACGUAUCCUUGCUAUCAACAUUUGAAACAACUGCUAGCCUACAUGACACGUCAACUACCAAAGCCACCACUUUCCAAGUAUUGGGUCACCGGAAAUUAUCUGUUCGACUAUAGGGAUCGUAAGUUCCACAUCGGUUCGAUGCUGCAAACGCUUCUCAUUGGUAGCCACAAGACCGAUUUGCCUAUGAUGUUGUACGCUAAAUUCGAUACGGAAGCACUUGGGCGGUUCACGGGACAGCUAGGGUUCUACAUUAAAGCCCGUGGUCUUACGGAUGCCGUUAUCCAUCGUUUGACGAAACUCAACUCUAGCUAUCUUAAGAUGGAACAGCUGACCAGCAUUCUAAGGUCUAUGAAGAUGCCGGCUUCGAACCCGGUUCCACUCCACUUCGAGUGCAUCAUCCAAUUCGAGGGUAAAGCUGUUUUAUCGUACCACUUGAACCAAACAACAUUCCACAACCUAACCGACGGCGAUUUGAUCAAUCGAAUCAACUUCCUCCUGCGAGACAGCCACAUCAACAUGCAAAUAGUCCGACGACCUUUCAUGAUCAAGUAUGCCCUACCCACUCUGAUCGGAACGUCGGCGGAUAUUCUCAUCGAAAACACCGUUCUGGCGACUAUCCGCGGCAACACCACCCAGCAGAUGAUGAUGGACAAGGUCGCCCGGAGCAACCAGGUUGAUCUACGAUACUCUUCCUACGCGGUGGUAAAAAUUCGCAGCUACAACCCGAUCGAGGACAUCGAGUACUCCACCAUCCGAGAGCAGGGCUUUCUCGUUUAUAUACCAAUCAAUAAUGAAAUCGUGUGGGACAUAGCGAGCAAAUCUAUCAGUUAUGCGUUUUAUCGACCGAAAGGGCUCACGAGUGGGAUCUCCCUGAAAAGCCGGACAAGAAAUACACCCUCCGAUGCAUUGAUUCUGCCAGAGAAGUUAGAACCUAAGGAUGAGGAAAUUGCCGGCUUUGGGUACACGUUUGAUGAUUUGGGUAUUCAGUUUAUGGCUCGAGCUCAUGAAAAUUACACCAAAGAUAACGUGAUGUUUAUGCUGGAGACUGACGUGCUGGAUAACGCCAAAGUGCUUUCCAAGGCACCAUUCUCGCUGAUUAAUCACGUGCUACGUAUGAUCAAUUUGAUACAACUGAAUACCAUUCACAUCGGGAGAGACAAACAUUUGACGCUCCUGGUGUCGAACAAACAGAAGACUCGUCUCCAGGGUACACUCAAAUGGGACGUGGAAAACUACUCCAAACAACCGAACGUAUCCGAAAACGAAAUCUUCCGAGUUAAUCUUAUUCUGGCUCAUACAAUCCCCAAGCCGGAGGGUAGCCGCGAUGAGGUCAAAGUGCUACACAAAUGGGAACUCACGUCGCAAUUCACCGACUACAAGAGCAACAGCGCGGCCAAAUUCUUCUUCUCCCUCACCCGUCAGGAAUGGAAUAAUACAAACUGGAAGCUUUGCUUGUUUGCUGACUACCAGCCGCUUAUCUUCCUGAAGCGUCCCUUCAGUCUCAUUGGGCACGUGGCCUUCAAUGAAACUCGAACUCCCAAACGCUGCCCGGAUUUAUCACAGGUAUCGUUCAAUAUUUCCUACCAUCUUCCGAAGUACGUACAAGAUGUGUACAAGAAUAUGGAUACGGGUGAUGCGGACUGUCCCAAAGAAAUUCUACGACUCACGCCACCGCCUUUUUCCGGAAACUGCAGCGCGGAGACAUUUGCUCCGCUCACAACGGUGUCCGAGCUGGAUGCGAGCUUUAAAUUUGCGAAGCUUCCUUCCUGGAUAACUGAUUUGCUCCAUCGAUUGGAUCAUUUGGCCUCCGCAGUAGUGCCACGGCGAGUUCAAACGCUGAAUAUUACCGACCAUCUGGAUGUUAGCAUUAAGACGCCCCGAUGGAGCAGUGAUACCGACAUCACCAUCAACGGAGCGACAAUGUGGAUUCCCACACGUUAUCACUAUAACGAAAAAUUACAUCAUCCUAAGAAAAACAGCAUUGAUUAUGGAUUCACAAGCAUCUGCAGCUUGGUGAACAACAAGUUGACCACCUUCCAUGAUCAAAUAAUCCAGUUAACCCCUGAGAUUAAACACGACUACCGCCUGAACGACACAUUUCUGCUGGCAGCAGAUUGCUCGGACCAACCCAAAAUAGCCGUUUUCAUGCUGGACAACGGCAAGGGCAUCCAAAUCUACACCGGUGGUAAUUACAUCGUGUACGAAACAACCAGCCAGCAGGAGUCGGAUCCAAUUCUCAACAUCAACGACGAACAGUUGAUCAACCUGCGCAAUGUCGUGUAUCAGUAUCCACCGAACGAGGAAAUCUAUGACUUCCGGGUGUACCUGGACGAUGAGGAUGUGUUGAUUGUGGAGAAUCAGUUCAACGGUGCGGUGGUACAGUACGACAGGAAAUCGAUUGUUAGUAUUCUACUGCCUACGGUACACAAGGGCCGCAUCUGUGGGCUGUGUAACAAUCGAUUACACUAGAGGAAGGAUUUUUUUUCAAGUGGUUUCAUAUAUGUAGAUAUCAGAGCAAGUUUUUGAUCAUGUAUGUUUUUUUACUUUAAACUAGAAUACUUUAUGGAUAGUUGUUGCUGGUGACGGCAUGCGGAGGGAAUAAAGCGCAUAUAUUCGCAAAAUAAUCGUUU